Messenger RNA from Etheostoma cragini (Arkansas darter), 2535 nucleotides. RefSeq names its product G protein-activated inward rectifier potassium channel 1-like. Gene Ontology annotation, cellular component: plasma membrane. Gene Ontology annotation, molecular function: G-protein activated inward rectifier potassium channel activity. The record is from RefSeq and is a predicted model, not a curated record. The transcript has 3 exons. NCBI's taxonomy places the organism in Eukaryota, Metazoa, Chordata, Actinopteri, Perciformes, Percidae. Gene Ontology annotation, biological process: potassium ion import across plasma membrane; regulation of monoatomic ion transmembrane transport. Bases 436 to 1995 code for a protein of 519 amino acids.
UUUAAUUUGAAGACACUCCCAGAACUGUUCCCUGAGGCAGAAGUGCGCACUAGCCAGCUGUUCAUCACAGGUCUGAGGCAGCUUCUCAGUGGACCUACCAAGGACAUCCUUUGAAUCGAGCGGUCUGAAUGCAGCUUUUGUUUUAAAUGUAAUGUUUAAGGUGUGUUAUUCCUUCCAUGGAGGAGAAAAAGUUGUCACACGCAGCAGACCCCUUUGCGUAAAGGACCGCGUCUGAAUCAUGUAUUGCGCAGAAUCUCUGCUCACUUAGGAUUAAUUUACAGGACAGAGACGCAUCUAUUCCUCACAGGAUGCGAGUCGCGCGCUGAAUGUUAUUUCAUGGUUCUGAACAGGGGGUUCCAAACUUGCGCAAAAGAGCCUGGUUCUGAACAAGUAGGCUAGUAGUACUUGUCACAAGUAGGUAGGCUUUUUGAUACAAUGUCAGCCUUACGGCGGAAAUUUGGCGAGGACUACCAGGUUGUGAACACCAACCGGGACACGAGUUUUUCCGCACCGGCGAAGAGAAAGAGGCAGCGCUUCGUGGAAAAGAACGGUCGCUGCAAUGUCCAGCACGGUAACCUUGGCGGAGAGACCAGCCGGUACAUCUCCGAUCUGUUCACCACGCUGGUGGAUCUCAAGUGGCGCUGGAACCUUCUCAUCUUCAUCCUCACUUACACAGUGGCAUGGCUGGUCAUGGCUUCAAUGUGGUGGGUGAUCGCCUACAUCCGCGGCGACCUGAGCCACGGCGGCCACGACUCGUCCUACACCCCGUGCGUCGCCAACGUGUACAACUUUCCCUCCGCGUUCCUGUUUUUCAUCGAGACGGAGGCGACCAUCGGCUACGGCUACCGCUACAUCACUGAGAAGUGCCCGGAGGGAAUCAUCCUCUUCCUCUUCCAGUCGCUGAUGGGGUCCAUCGUUGACGCCUUUCUCAUCGGCUGCAUGUUCAUCAAGAUGUCGCAGCCGAAGAAGCGCGCCGAGACGCUGAUGUUCAGCCAGGACGCGGUCAUUUCGCAACGAGACGGGAAGUUGUGUCUCAUGUUCCGAGUGGGGAACCUGCGGAACAGUCAUAUGGUGUCCGCUCAGAUUAGGUGCAAACUCAUUAAGUCUCGGCAGACCCCAGAGGGUGAGUUCCUGCCCCUGGAUCAGUGUGAGCUGGAUGUGGGUUUUGGGACGGGGGCGGACCAGCUCUUCUUGGUGUCGCCUCUAACCAUCUGCCACGAAAUAAACAACAAGAGCCCGUUCUUUGAUCUGUCGCAGCGCUCACUAAUGAACGAGCAGUUUGAGAUUGUCGUCAUCCUAGAAGGCAUCGUGGAAACCACUGGUAUGACAUGCCAGGCGAGGACAUCUUACACCGAAGAUGAAGUCUUGUGGGGCCAUCGUUUCCUCCCCGUCAUGUCACUGGAGGAGGGCUUCUUCAGAGUCGACUACUCCCAGUUCCAUAACACCUUUGAGGUCAAUACGCCUCCAUACAGCGUCAAAGAGCAGGAGGAGAAGUCCCCGUUAAAGUCGCCAAACUCUCUUUCUGUUGCACCCACCCCCUUAUCCCCUCAGCUGGGAUACGAUGGCCGAGGAGGCCGCAGGGAAAGGUUCAUGUCAGCUGACUAUGCAGACCAUACAGAGGACCAAUCCUGCAGGUUGCCCAGCAAACUUCAGCGCAUGAGCUCCACCAAAGAGGAGCACCUUUGGAGGGGACUAAAAACAGGGUCAGCCUUGCCUGGGGGGAAGGCCUCCAGCACAGGAGACCUUCCGCUUAGUAUUCAAAGGCUGAGGUCCAGUUCUAUCCCGGUUGUGAGGCAAGGACAGCUGGAUGAGCAGGUCCAGCUGCUGUCCUUGGAUGGAGAACCUGAGGAAGAUGAGCUGGAGAAACAGAGACUACCAGCAUCCAUAAGCACCAUCACUCCUCCAACACCAACCCCAGUUCAGAUCCCCUUGGUAGGGGGUCGGCCAGAGGACAACCUGCCCGCCAAACUGCGCAAAAUGAAUGCUGACCGCUGACUUCUACAGAUUAUAUCUUUAAGAGUUUUUCAAAUUAAUAUUGAACUUGAUGGGCAUUGCAUUUACAGCAAAAAAAGAUUAUUGUGAUAUAAGUUUAAUUUUUUUCUGCAGUUUUUAGCAAGUAUUUUACAUUAACUGAGGGGCUCUCUACUUAGUUGUCUAUUUCAACAAAUAGAAGGACAACGCCAAUAAGCCAUCCAUCUGCUCGUACUGUGAGUUAUUUGUGAUAGAUCACCAUCUGUGCCCCCCCCCCCCCCGCUUCAAACACUUUUUUUUUUUAAGUUACAAAGUUACAUCAAACACUUAAUUAUCUCCAAAAACUACACUAUCUUUAAAUAAUCAAGCACCAAAAUGUCAUAAAGAAGCCUGACCUGAAUUGAUCAUUUGCUAAACCCCUCCCCCUAACAGCGAUUGUGCAAUCAUAGCUUAGCAACAGUAACUCGGCCAGCAGUUCUGUCAAGCUUGGGAUUUCUCCACAUGCCUCCAACAGUGUACGUUGGGCUUAAGUAAGACUAAAAACUGGCAAACACCCUGCAAUUU